Lichtheimia ornata is the source of this 2010-nucleotide messenger RNA. RefSeq lists its product as uncharacterized. The transcript has 2 exons. Lineage: Eukaryota; Fungi; Mucoromycota; Mucoromycetes; Mucorales; Lichtheimiaceae. The coding region runs from base 1 to 2010 and encodes 669 amino acids. The record is from RefSeq and is a predicted model, not a curated record.
AUGCAUGGCGAGUCUUCCUUCCAUUCCUUUCCUCCCCCAUCAUCGGCAUCGCUUGCUGAGAUGGUUGCCAUGCAUAACCCGAUUCAGCUGGCUGCAAUCUCCAACUACAAACUGGCCCAAUUGACAUUUGCUCCACCCAAUGUUGAUUCCUUGAGGAAGACUGCUCUCGUCAAGAACAUGCUUGAAGUUCUCUAUCGUGAUACACCUGCUGAAUGGUUGAAUCAAAUGACACGUUGGGUAUUCUUCACUCCAGAAUCCCUUACUGAUAUGACUCAAGAAGGCCUUGAAGAGAUCUUUGCUCAAUAUGCGCAGACCAUCGAAGCAUUCCAGCCCCUUGACGACGACGAUGAUGAUGAUGAUGAUGACCGAGAAGCCGAUCGUAUAUGGGAAGAACAUUACAUGUGGGGACCCAAUGAUGAAGAAGAGGUUGAUGAAGAAGAGGAUAUAAGGAACGCAAGUGGAUCCACCAUGUCUGAGGCAUCGACCAUGUUUUCACAACCCCAUGCAACCAUGUCAUCAGAAAUGAUCCAUCAUCAUCAUCAGCCAUCAUCAUCAUUUCCACCUUCGCCACCCGUCUCUUUGGCUGAUAAGCCAUUACCCAAGAAUCCACCGAUAGAAGAUAUGCCUCGUCGAAAAAGCUUGACGCCUAGUGUACGUAGCAGGAAUCGUCUUAGCUGGACUAGCGAUACUGGAGUUGCGUUAUCAGGAUCCAUGGUGCAAGCGAUGGCGAGUGAUAUGAUGAAUCUCUUUGAUAUGAAUUUCUCAGUGGAUAUCAAACUCAACACGGCACCCAAGUUACCCGAGUUGCCUUUUCCUCAUCAACAUCAACAACAAUGCCAGCAACGGAAGCGCCUAUCCAAUGAUUCGCUUAUGGGUCUGAUCCCGACUUUCGAAACAUUCACACUCGACGACGAUCCCUCUCCGCAUAGUUCAUUAUCCCAGAAACCAAAAAGGAAAAGUCGUUUGUCUCAGUCAUGGUCCAAUUCAUUUGUUUCAGAUGAUGCGCUACCUCCUCUUCCUCCAUCAUCAUCAUCGUCAGCAGCAGCAACAGAAGCAGCAGUAUCCAAUCCACCACCAACACGAUCUUCUUCAUUGGCAUAUAGAAAGCAACAUCAUCAACAACAACAACAACGACGUGCAUCACAACCAACAACAGCAUCCUUAUUACAGCAUCAUCCAAUUAAUACAGGCACCACUAAGCGCUCCGACUUUUUAGCGGGUUUAUGGGGUGCUGCUAUUAAUGGAUCCAACAAUGAUAAAAAGGAGACAAGAAACAACCUAUCUCGCAGCAAAUCCAUGCGCAGACUCGCUUCCCUUGUUAGAGGCAAUAAGAAAAAGGCUUCAAAAUCUUCACCCUCUCUCCAAUAUGUUGAAUCAUCUGAACCACCUGAACCACCAGCAAAAGAUCAUCUUUUCAACAAGUCGCAACAUUCUUUAUGUUCGGUCGCUUCAAGUACUUCAUCUUGUUCGACAUCGACUGCCAAAGUGAUGGUAGCUCGCAAGACAUCCUUUCGAAAACCACAACAACAAGAAGAGGUUUCCAUGACAACGACACAACAGCAACACGAUGAUGAGGAUCACUUGCUUGCCAAACGACGCAGCUUUACAAUGUUACGACCGGUGGUAGUGGAAGCACAAGAAAUACGACGUGCUCGUUCGAUGGGUCAUCGUGAUGCCGCUGCUUCUCGACGUCGUCUUGCAGCCAAAAUGGAAGCAGCACAAAAGAGUCUACCUCAGUUGACGAUCCAAGAACCUUUAUUGGAGCAGCAGCAACAAUUGCCACCGCAACCACAACCUACCUUGUCGCGAUCCAAGUCCGCCUUGAAGAAAUUAAGUCGAGGUCUCUCACAACGUCGUCGUAACAACAAACAACAACCUCUUCAAGAACAGCAGCAACAUGAAAAGCUACCUGUACAAGAGGAGGAGGAACCCACAACCAAUAAGAAUACGAACGCGUUUGUAAAAAGAAUGACUUCUCUUGGACGCCGCAUUCGAUUACACACCAUAUAG